Messenger RNA from Chenopodium quinoa (quinoa), 1863 nucleotides. Its product is annotated as 2-C-methyl-D-erythritol 4-phosphate cytidylyltransferase, chloroplastic-like. The record is from RefSeq and is a predicted model, not a curated record. Lineage: Eukaryota; Viridiplantae; Streptophyta; Magnoliopsida; Caryophyllales; Amaranthaceae. The transcript has 11 exons. Bases 352 to 1278 code for a protein of 308 amino acids. Gene Ontology annotation, biological process: isoprenoid biosynthetic process. Gene Ontology annotation, molecular function: 2-C-methyl-D-erythritol 4-phosphate cytidylyltransferase activity.
GAUAUCCAACCCGUGAACAUGUCUGGUGACAAUAGCAAAAAGACACCUUAAUAGCAAAUAGUGUAAAGUAGGAUCAUACUAAUCUCUUAGAGGAAGCAUCUCCUUCACAACCACAUCUCUAACUGCUAUAGGCGUUGGCGGCGUUGGUGUGCAGUUAUGCUUGUGUGGAGGAAGAAGUUGUGUUGGCUGUGAUAGAGAAGGGAGGAAUUGUAUAAAAAAAAAAAAAAAAAAAGUUACCCCAACUGAAUAGAUGAAAUGACCCUAAUACCCCUGAUUUGCAUACGAAAUUUCAAACUUAUAAACUUAUGAAAUGACCACUCAUAGUCUCAUUUGAUACAGCAAAGAAAAAAAAUGGCGUUAGUUGGAGUGAAGCAACUGAGUCUAUCUUUUGCUAUUUUUGGGUGUUCCUCCAAUCCCAGAAUGCCCGCCAUUUCUCUGAAUAAUUUCCCUUCUUCAUCUUCCACUUAUUCCCCUUUUCAAUUCCAGAAUAUUCAAGUCCUAAAAAACAGAAACCCAAAAUGGUUUACUUCAAGAAUCCAUUGUUCUGCAAAUUCUGGCCCAAUUACUCAGAAAAAUGCAAUUGUGAAGGAGAGAAGCGUUUCUGUCAUCCUUCUUGCUGGUGGCAAAGGCAAGAGAAUGGGUGCAGACAUGCCAAAGCAGUACCUCCCGCUCCUGGGCCAGCCUAUUGCAUUGUAUAGCUUGUAUACUUUUUCACAGAUGGUUGAAGUGAAAGAAAUUGUUGUAGUUUGUGAUCCAUCUUACAAAGACAUUUUUGAAGACACCAAGGACAAGAUACAUGUAGAUCUCAGAUUUACUGAACCUGGGAAGGAAAGACAAGACUCUGUUUACAGUGGACUUCAGGCCAUUGAUUCUGAUGCUGAACUUGUAUGCAUCCAUGAUUCUGCUAGGCCUUUGGUGUAUUCUCAAGAUGUAGAGAAGGUUCUUAAAGAUGGCUGGCUGCAUGGAGCAGCUGUACUUGGUGUGCCUGUCAAAGCUACAAUCAAGGAGGCAAGUAACAAGAGCUUUGUUGUGAAAACUCUGGAUAGGAAAACUCUUUGGGAAAUGCAAACUCCUCAGGUUAUCAAGCCUGCAUUACUAAAGGAAGGCUUUGAUCUUUUGAAUAGAAAAGGACUUGAGGUUACUGAUGACGUAUCGAUUGUGGAACAUCUUGGUCAUCCAGUGUUCAUCACGGAAGGUUCUUAUACCAACAUCAAGAUAACAACCCCUGAUGAUCUACUACUUGCAGAGAGAAUACUGAAUCCAAGAUCAAGCUCUUAAAUAUUAUUUAAUUGUCUUAAUUAAUAUCCAUCUUGAGCCUUCUUUAAUCUCAUGUCUUGGGCUCCUUUUCAAGUGUAUCCUUGUCUCCCAAUGCCAAUGGGAUUAAGUAGUACUGUCAAAACGGUUUGACAGUUCGGUUUCGGUUCGGUUUGAAAUCGGUUCAAGUGCCUUACAGGUCGGCUUCGGUUUGGUUCAAAUUAUUAUCGAUUUGUUUCGGUUUCGAUUUAUUCUUGAGCGGUUUAAAUUCGGUUCGGGUUGUAAACAAUUCAGGUAGUAAACGGUUCGUUGCAGAGGGGUUGCAGUUUACUAAUGGUUCGAGGUACACAGUUUUUAUCUCGGUUCAAACUGUUUUGGGUUAGAAAUGGUUUGGUUCUUUUUCGGUUCGGUUUUAUUUCAAUUUGGUUUAGAACGAUUUGGUUUGUUAACGGGUUCAGUUAUACGGUUGGUUUAACAUUAUUCGGAUCGGUUCAGUUUUAGGUUUACUAAAAUACUGUUCGAGUUAAUUUUCGAUUUUUAAUCAAUUCGGUUCUCAUUUGGGUCGGUUGGUUUCGGACAGUUAAACGGUUUUGAUUUCAUAAAAAAAAA